Rhizophagus irregularis DAOM 181602=DAOM 197198 is the source of this 651-nucleotide messenger RNA. The record is from RefSeq and is a predicted model, not a curated record. NCBI's taxonomy places the organism in Eukaryota, Fungi, Glomeromycota, Glomeromycetes, Glomerales, Glomeraceae.
AUGACAUAUCAUUUCGAAACUGAAGUAACCAAAGCGCUCGAACAGUUACUUAAAACUGAAACUGAUUAUAAUGUUAUCAUUUACGCUGGAAAAAAACAUGAUUCUAAGAAAAAAGAUGAAAAAUAUGUAAUUUAUAAACUAAACAUUUCUCCUCAAGUUUUUGACGUUAUUCUUAAAUAUCUUUAUGCUGGUUAUGUUGAUAUCACAGACAAAAUUGGAACUGAACUUUUAAAUAUUAUAAUCGCUUCAGAUAAAUUAUAUUUAGAAAAUUUAACUAGGUUUACUAAAGAUUAUAUCGUUGAACAUCGCCAAUUAUUACAAAAUGAUCCGGUUGGAGCUCUUCAAACUGGGGCUACUAUAAUUGUAUUAAAAAUUAAAAAUUCUGAAGGAAUAAUUGGAGGAUAUAAUCCACUUGAAUGGGAUUCAACAAAUGGUUCUUUUAAACACACGAAAGAUAGUUUUUUAUUCUCAUUUAUAAAUAAAAAGAACGGCCAAAUGGCAAAAGUAGGUUAUAGUAAUGGUAAUAAAUAUUCUAUAACAAGUUAUGAUAAUCCAUGUUCUUAUCCCAAACUUGAUGGUAUCCCAAAAGGAACCUUUGAUAUGGAUGAUUUCGAAGUUUUUCAGGUUAUAAAGAAAACGAAAAAAAAUUAA